Aureobasidium uvarum is the source of this 6588-nucleotide messenger RNA. NCBI's taxonomy places the organism in Eukaryota, Fungi, Ascomycota, Dothideomycetes, Dothideales, Saccotheciaceae. The record is from the annotation of a GenBank genome assembly.
AUGGCCGAAAAUGAAGAUGCAAAGCGCCUCAACCAGUACAAGUACUCGGCCAUGUCCAACCUGGUCCUCCAGGCGGACCGUCGAUUCAUCACGCGCCGAGGUGAUGACAGUACUGGUGAUCCCGAGUCGCUCGCUGGCCGCAUCAACUUGAACGACAUGGGCUCGCGCAAUGCCCGUGAAGCCGCCCCUGCCCAACCAGCCGCGCAAGAUGCCCAAAGGAAGCGCAAGAGAGCAGAACCCGCGCAAAGUGCUCGCGCCUCUGGCAUCCUAUCACAAGCAGACCUCAACAUCGAAGGUCUACGAUAUCGUCCUCGCACACCCGCCACCCAGGCGACCUACACAUUGAUCAACACAUUGGUGGCGCAGAAGAUGGGAGGUGACUAUGGUCUCCACAUCACCGCCAGUGCCACCGACAGCAUCCUGGAAUACCUGAAGGAUCAAGACCUGAAAGACUUUGACAAGAAGAGGGAGAUUGAUGACAUUGUUGGUGUCAAUCUGUCAUCGAAGGAGUUUAACGAGCUCGUCAACUUGGGCAAGAAGAUCACCGAUUACGACGCACAAGACGAGGACGAAAACAUGGGCGAUGCAGACGACGCUGGCGAAGGCGAUGAUAUCGAUGACCGUCAAGGUGUCGCUGUUGACUUUGGUGACGAGGACGAUGAAGAAGGUCAAAACUACGAAGUUCGCGACGGAGAGGGAGAGUCAGAUGAUGAGGAUGUCAUCGAGGAUCCGGAUAAUGUUGUCGCAACCGGUGCUGAAGACGUGGAAGAUAUGGCCGCAGAAGGCGACGAGGAGGAUCUCGUUUUCUCAGCCCCAGCCGCCAACCGUUCAGCAAAGGCCGAUCAAGAGGACAUCAUACCCGCACACGAGAUCGACGCUUUCUGGCUCCAACGACAAAUUGGUCAGCUCUAUGAGGAUGCACACAUCCAGCAAGACAAGACAUCACAGGCGCUAGACAUGAUGUCUGGCUUGAACGAGNACGGCGAGGAAAAGCAAUUGCGCGAUGUUGAAAACGAUUUAAUGGAGCUUUUCGACUACGAGCACCCCGAGCUGGUCUCGAAGCUUGUAAAGAACAGAGAUAAGGUCGUAUGGGCAACGAGGUGGAGAAGAGCUGGCGAAGACGAACCAGCUCGCGUGGCUGUUGAGCGCGAAAUGGUCCAGGCCGGACACGGAAGUAUUCUCAAAGAGCUCAAAACACGCCAACAAGGCACCGAUGGACAAGCCUCAGGGAAAAUGCAAUUCGACCUCAUGGAUCUGGACACUGCGACUGGAAAGCCUGUUGCUCCUGAAGAGAAGAAGGAGGGACUAGUCGGUGGUCUUCAACCGAGCAGGACUAUCAACCUGGAGAACCUUGUCUUCGAUCAGGGAAACCACCUUAUGACUAACCCGAGCGUGAAGUUGCCACAAGGAUCGACCAAGCGUACUUUCAAGGGUUACGACGAGAUUCACGUCCCAGCCCCCAAGCGCAAGCGUGAAGACUUUGAGACUCCCAACCUUCCAACCACUGAACUCCCUGAAUGGGCUCGUGUUGGUUUCGGUAGUUCCAAGGAGCUUAACCGUAUCCAGACACGAUGCUUCCCUACUGCUUUCAAGGAUGACGGUAACAUGCUGAUUUGCGCACCUACUGGAUCUGGUAAAACGAACGUGGCCAUGCUCGCGAUGUUGCGCGAAAUUGGCAAGCACCGUAAUCCCGAGACUGGCGAAAUCGAUCUGGACGCUUUCAAGAUCAUCUUCAUCGCACCUCUGAAAGCUCUGGUACAAGAACAGGUCGGCAACUUCGGCGCGCGCCUGGCACCUUAUGGUAUCAAGGUUUCAGAGCUGACCGGUGAUCGUCAACUCACCAAGCAACAAAUCGCCGAAACUCAGGUUAUUGUAACAACGCCAGAAAAGUGGGAUGUUAUCACCCGCAAGGCCACGGACACCAGCUACACCAACCUUGUGCGUUUGAUCUGCAUUGAUGAAAUCCACUUGCUUCACGACGAUCGUGGUCCGGUUCUUGAGAGUAUUGUGAGUAGACAGAUCCGCAAGAUUGAGCAGACUGGUGAGCCUGUACGUCUUGUAGGUCUCAGUGCCACUCUCCCCAACUACCGUGAUGUCGCCACUUUCUUGAGAGUCGACAUGCAGAAGGGACUCUUCCACUUCGACGGCACGUACAGACCUUGUCCCCUGAAGCAGGAGUUCAUCGGUGUGACGGAGAAGAAGGCGAUCAAGCAACUCAAGACCAUGAACGACAUUUGCUACAACAAGGUCCUCGAGCAAGUUGGUCAACAACGCAACCAGAUGCUGAUCUUCGUCCACUCUCGUAAGGAGACCGCGAAGACAGCAAAGUAUAUUCGCGACAAGGCUCUCGAGCUUGAGACCAUUGGCCAGAUCUUGAAGCAUGAUGCAGCCAGUCGAGAGAUCUUGACGGAGGAAGCCGAGAGUGUGACAAAUGCAGACCUUAAAGAUCUCCUCCCAUACGGUUUCGGUAUCCACCAUGCUGGUAUGAGCCGAGCCGAUCGUAACUCGGUCGAAGAACUAUUCGCUUCUGGCGAUGUUCAGGUUCUUGUCUGCACAGCCACUCUCGCGUGGGGUGUCAACCUUCCAGCCCACACAGUCAUCAUCAAGGGUACGCAGAUCUACUCUCCUGAGAAGGGUAGCUGGGUUGAGUUGUCACCCCAAGACGUCCUUCAGAUGCUCGGUCGUGCUGGUCGUCCACAGUACGAUACAUAUGGUGAAGGUAUUAUCAUCACCACGCAACAAGAAAUUCAAUACUACUUGUCGUUGCUGAAUCAGCAGCUUCCCAUUGAGAGUCAGCUUGUUAGCAAGUUGGCAGACAACCUCAAUGCUGAAGUUGUUCUUGGCAACGUCCGCACUCGUGACGAGGGUGUUGAGUGGUUGGGUUACACAUAUCUGUUUGUGCGUAUGUUGCGAUCACCCGCUUUGUACCAAGUUGGCGCCGACUAUGAGGACGACGAAACUCUUGAACAAAAGCGUGUCGACUUGAUUCACUCCGCGGCUCUGCUUCUCGAACAGGCGAACCUUGUCAAGUACGACAAACGUGCGGGCCGAAUCGUUUCUACAGAGCUUGGUCGUAUUGCAUCGCAUUACUACAUCACUCACAAGUCCAUGUUGACCUACAACCAGCAGAUCCAGCCAUCGAUCACACCUAUCGAGCUGUUCCGUGUCUUUGCUCUCAGCGAAGAGUUCAAGUAUAUUCCCGUUCGUCAGGACGAGAAGCUUGAGCUUGCAAAGCUGCUUGGCAGAGUCCCUAUUCCUGUCAAGGAGACCAUCGAUGAGCCUCACUGCAAGAUCAACGUAUUACUCCAAGCAUAUGUAUCUCGUCUGAAGCUUGAUGGCCUUGCACUUAUGGCCGACUUGGUUUACGUCACACAAUCCGCUGGUCGUAUCCUGAGAGCAGUCUUCGAGAUUGCCCUCAAGAAGGGUCUGGCCUCAGUCGUCAAGGAUGCUCUCAACCUCUGUAAGAUGGCCGAGAAGCGCAUGUGGCCAACCAUGUCACCUCUGAGACAGUUCCCAGAGUGCCCUGCAGACAUUGUCCGCAAGGCUGAGCGCAUUGACGUGCCAUGGUCGAGCUACUUUGACCUUGAUCCUCCUCGUAUGGGAGAGCUUCUCGGCUUGCCUAGAGCUGGUAGACAAGUCUGCGCCUUGGUCCAGAAAUUCCCUCGACUGGAGAUUCAGGCUCAAGUUCAGCCCAUGACACGAACCAUGCUUCGUGUUGAGCUCACCAUUUCGCCCAAAUUCGAAUGGGACGAAGCUUUGCACGGCAAGUCUGAGAGCUUCUGGAUUCUCGUAGAAGACUGCGAUGGUGAAGAGAUUCUGUUCCACGACCAGUUUGUUCUUCGUAAGGAGUACGCCGAGGCUGGAAUGAACGAGCAUCUGGUUGAGUUCACCGUGCCCAUCACUGAGCCCAUGCCACCCAACUACUUCGUCACCGUUUUGUCUGACCGAUGGAUGCACUCCGAGGCCCGCCUGGCUGUAUCCUUCCAGAAGCUCAUUUUGCCUGAGAAGUUCCCUGCUCACACCCCUAUCUUGGACUUGCAGCCACUUCCUAUCGCGGCUCUCAAGCGUGAAGAGUUUUUCAACCUUUACCCCGACUGGGAACGCUUCAACAAGAUUCAGACUCAGACCUUCAACGCCUUGUACUCUUCGGACGACAACGUGUUUGUUGGCUCUUCUACUGGUAGCGGCAAGACAGUAUGUGCUGAGUUUGCUCUGCUCCGUCACUGGAGCCAAGGCGAUGGAAAGGCUGUCUACAUCGCACCCUUCCAGGAGGCCAUCGAUGCUCGUUACAAGGAUUGGCAAUCGCGCUUGACUGGCAUUGCUGGUGGCAAGCAGGUUGUCAAAUUGAUUGGUGAGACUACUGCUGAUCUCAAGUUGCUCGGAGAGGGUGAUCUUAUCCUUGCCACUCCCCAACAAUGGGACAUGAUGUCUCGCAUGUGGCAGCGCAGAAAGAAUGUUCAAGCUGUAACACUCGUUAUUGCCGACGAUCUUCACAUGAUCGGAGGACACAACGGUUAUAUCUACGAGACUGUCGUCUCUCGAAGUCACGCAAUCAGCAAGCAACUCGAGAACGGUCUUCGCAUCGUUGGUCUGAGUGCCUCUCUCUCCAAUGCUCGUGACCUCGGCGAGUGGUUCGGAGCCAGCAAGCACACCACCUUCAAUUUCAGCCCCCAGUACCGCCAAAUUCCGCUCGAGCUCCACAUCCAGCCUUUCACCAUCCCUCACUUCCCCUCUCUUAUGCUGGCUAUGGUCAAGCCUGUCUACCAAUCCAUCACACAACUUGCCGCCGGUCAGCCUGCUAUGGUGUUUGUCCCCAACCGCAAGCAGGUACGCGCUACUGCUAUUGACCUGUUGGCAACUUGUGUCGCCGAUGACCAGGAGGAUCGCUUCCUCAAUGCCAACCUAGAGGACAUUUCUUCUGUCUUGGAGAAGAUCAACGAACGCGCUUUGGCCGAGUCUUUGUCGCAUGGUAUUGGUUACUUCCACGAGGCUCUUAGUCCUUUCGACAAGCGUGCUGUUGAGCACUUCUUCAAGGCUGGUGCUAUUCAGGUCAUGCUUGUGUCGAGAGAUUGUGCUUGGGAAGUUCAGACCCCGGCUCACAUGGUCAUCGUGAUGGGCACUCAAUUCUUCGAGGGCCGGGAGCAUCGUUACAUUGAUUACCCUAUCAGUGAGAUCUUGCAGAUGCUCGGCAAGGCAGGUAGACCCAUGGAAGACAAGAAGGCACGUGGUGUUCUGAUGUGUCCUGCUGUCAAGAGAGACUACUAUAAGAAGUUCUUGACAGAAGCACUUCCAGUCGAGAGUCAGCUGCAAGCCUUCUUGCACGAUAUCUUUGUCACCGAAAUCAGCACCAAGACGAUUGAAGACACUCAGGAUGCAAUCAACUGGUUCACCUACACCUACUUCUACCGCCGUCUGAUGGCCAAUCCCAGUUUCUACGGUCUUACUGAUACCACUCAAGACGCAUUCAAUUACCACCUCUCGGAGCUUAUCGAGUCCACACUGAAGGACUUGACCGAUGCAAACAUCAUUGAGGUUGACGAAGAGGACGAUGGUUCGAUCACACCACUCAACGCUGCCAUGAUUGCUGGAUACUACAACAUCUCCUUCGUUACCAUGCAAACCUUCUUGCUGUCGUUGAAGAAGACCACAAAGCUGAAGGGUAUCCUCGAGAUUGUCACUGCAGCCACAGAGUUUGAAGACAUCCAAACUCGCCGCCACGAAGAGCGCAUUCUGUCACGUAUAUACGAUCGCGUGCCUGUCAAGCUUGCCGAAGUCAACUUCGAGUCCCCUCACUUCAAGGCAUUCAUCCUGUUGCAAGCACAUUUCUCACGCAUGCAACUACCUGUCGAUCUCGCCAAGGACCAAGAGCUGAUCCUCAAGAAGGUCCUCGUCUUGCUUAGCGCUUGUGUCGACGUGCUGUCAUCAGAAGCCCACCUGAACGCAAUGAGCGCUAUGGAAAUGAGCCAAAUGGUUGUCCAAUCCAUGUGGGACCGCGACUCGCCACUCAAGCAAAUCCCACACUUCGAUCCCGAAGUCAUCGAAGCCGUCAACGCCAACGGCAUCAACGACAUUUUCGAAUUCAUGGAUGCCAUGGACCCGUCCGAGAACCCCAGUUACGAGAAACUGGUCAAGAGCAUGGGUCUCAGCAACCAACAGCUCGGCGACGCCGCUCGCUUCACCAACGAGCGGUACCCCAACGUCGAACUCAACUUUGAGCUCGAAGAUGCCGAGAAUGUCGUUGCUGGCGAGCCUAGCUUCAUCAACGUCAGCAUCGAGCGCGAUGUCGACGAAGACGCAGAACCCAACCUUAAUGUUCAUGCGCCCUUUUAUCCAGCUGCAAAGACCGAGAAUUGGUGGUUGGUUGUUGGUGAAGAGAGCACGAAGAACUUGCUCAGUAUCAAGAAGGUUACUAUUGGACGUGAGCUCAAGGUUCGCCUUGACUUUACGGUGCCCACGGCUGGCAAGCACGAUUUGACGUUGUUCUUGAUGAGUGAUUCGUAUGUUGGUGUGGAUCAGGCACCUACAUUCAGUGUAGAGGCUGCGGAAGGCGAGGAGGAAGACGACGAAGACGAGGAAAUGGAGGAAUAG